Aureobasidium vineae is the source of this 3696-nucleotide messenger RNA. NCBI's taxonomy places the organism in Eukaryota, Fungi, Ascomycota, Dothideomycetes, Dothideales, Saccotheciaceae. The record is from the annotation of a GenBank genome assembly.
AUGGCGCAAGCGAUCCCUGCGACAACACUCGCCGACGCUAGUCUUGCUUCGGACGAGCAACGUGCCCAAGAGCUCGAUAAAUACUACGCACCAAACCACAAAUCAGCGCUGCGAUUGACGGAACGAGACUCGGCUCUACCAGCUUUCAUGCAACUUCUAUGCUGGCGCCUAGGCAUGCGACGGGCAUUGGUGGGCCUCAUUGACCGCGACACUCAAUACUACGUUGCCGAGUCUACAAGAACCAUGGAUCUUCACAACUCUGACGACUACGUUGAUAAGGAUGAUGGUCCANACGAGAGUCAUCCCAAGACAGGCAUCCUAUGCGCUGAAACCAUUCGGGCUGUGACUGAGUCUGACGAAGAACCUCCUUAUUUCGAAGUUUGCGACCUGGCUGCGGAUUCUCGGUUUUCUCGGCUCAAUAUUGUCGAGGAUCUCAAGCUUGCUUACUACUGUGGAGUUCCCAUAAAGACAAAUAACAAGAUAGUGAUCGGCACUGUCUUUGUUCUGGAUGACAAAGUUCGGGAACCUCUUUCCUUGCAGCAUAUACAUUUCCUCACGUCAAUCGCUGACAACGUUAUGGUCCACCUGGAGAAUCGCAAACAACGGAUGGAUGUUGACAGGAUCAUGAAGAUGAACAAGUCUCUUGCCUCAUUCAUGGAUUCGCACCAAGACGAGAGAACUCAAACCACACCAGACAAUGACAAGCAGGACUCUCCAGGACUUGACGAGCUAGACGAUCCACGCAGUGGCACGGACAAGUCUUCGGAAGACGAGCUUCCCNUAGGUAACAGUGGAAGGGAGUACAAUCAGGUCUUCAGCCGUGCCUCUAUCCUGCUAAAACAAUCCUUGGCCUUACAAAGUCUUGGCGGUGGUGUUAUUUUUCUGGAUACGGCACCAAAGUCUUCGGGAAGAAGCAGCUCAGCCCAUCGCCCCCAUCGGCGUCAGAGUGGUCCGAAGCGAGACACUUCCAGACUCGUCGCUGGUACAACUCAGCUGUCACGCACCCCCUCAGACGAAGACGGAAAUGCGGACAACAAUUGUGGAGUUUUUGCUGCCAUACUCGCUUGCAGCGUUUGUGUUGCAUCCUUCGGUCAACCCGACCAGGCAUGCCAGUUGGAUCAGAAAACACCUGCAAACAUACCUGUCAAAACUCUCUCGAAGUUCAUCAAGAAGGUUCCCGCGGGACAGAUCUACCACUUCCCAGAGUUGCGUGAUCCUCAAACCGGUGAGAUGGUGAGAACGAAGUGUGGAAACCCGCAGCAUCACGGUAACAUAGAGGAGACCGACGUGAGGUCUCUUUUCUCACACCUUCCCGGAGCCGUUGAGAUCAUCUUGGUACCGCUUUGGAACACUCACCUUGGCAGGUGGUCUGUUUGCCUCGUUUAUACACUGUCAAGCGAACGGAACUUCACCCUCGAGAUCGACUAUUUCUUCUGCCGAGCGUUCUGCAACUGUGUCAAGGCUGAGAUUGACCGAGCUGCUGUUGUGAUAUCCGAUCAACAGAAAGGUGACUUCAUCGGGUCGGUCAGUCACGAACUAAGAUCACCACUCCAUGGUAUUUUGGCCUCUUGCGAGCUCAUUCAAGAAACUGAGAUGACGCCUUUUCAAAUAUCGCUUAUUGACACAACAGAAAGUUGCGCACACACACUUCUCGACACUAUUCAGAUGGUCCUUGAUUUCAGCAAGGUGAACGCGUUCACGAACGACCAGCCUGGCGAGAAGUUGAACGUCAGACCUCAUGUUGUCAAAGGAGGAAUCGAACCACUACUCAGCACAUAUUCUCAUGUAAAUCUGGCUGCCAUUGCAGAAGAAGUCAUUGAGGGUGUUACGACGGGCUUCCUUGCCAAAAGCGAUCCAAGUAUGGAGUUAGGGUUCGCCGGAGAAAGAGCAAAACGUGAUGCCCAAACAUUCGAGGAUUUGAUUGCCAUGCCUCAAUCUCCUGUGGAAGUCAUUCUCGACGUCAGUCCACCACAAGACUGGACUUUCAUCACGCAACCUGGAUCUUACCGGCGUAUCAUAAUGAAUAUCUUUGGUAACAGUCUGAUGCAGGAACACGGUUACAUCAAGGUUUCUCUCAAAUGCGAAGAGAUGAGCACAAAAGAAUCAGAUCCUUUGAUGGCCAUGGUUGAGCUGAAGGUUGAGGAUACAGGCAGAGGGAUAUCUCAAGCUUAUAUGGACACCAAGAUGUUCACGUCUUUCGCUCAAGAGAACCCUUUGGCUCCUGGAACUGGCCUAGGACUUUCGCUGGUCAGAUCUCUCAUUCAGAUGAUGAAUGGAGAGGUUACAGUUCAAUCCGAAGUCAACCACGGUACACAAGUUACAGUGAGAAUCCCGAUGAGACGUGCCAGCUCACACAAUCACCAUGAUGGAUUUCACAGACCAAACGAAGACGACAUUCAGAUCCUGCGUACGAUCUUUCCUCGGCCUCAAAUUAUGAAUUUCCAGCAAGACAUACUGCCCAAUGACACGCCUCAGAAACGUGAAGGUUAUCAGAUGCAGAAACACGCACUGGCUGCUUGCAUCAACGGCUGGUACAAAGUCGAAGCUCUUUAUGACUGGGACCUGAAGAUCAGACCAGAUAUCAUUCUUGUGGACGAUGUUCAUCUCCUAGGCAUCAAGGAACAUUUGAAACUUUUGGAAGACUUCAAUGCUGUUGUUGUUGUCCUCUGUUCAGACCGAUCCAGAACAGCAGCGAUCUCGAGAAACGUCAAAUACCCCAAACUGCAUGUUAUGCCAAAGCCAUUCGGACCUUUUAAGCUCGCGAAAGCACUCAAGCAUGCCCUGGACAAGCGAGGUCCUGUUGGAGGAACAACAUCCGUUACACCUAUGUCCAAGGAGAUCGGACCUGUUCCUGAGCUCAAGCAGCUGAGCCCAACUCUAAGACGAAUUCCUUCCGGAUCACAGGAUUUAUCGAAAAGAGCGCGGAAGCCAUCAUUGAAAGGAAGCUUUCCCUUCCCGUCAAUGGUCGUCACACCAGCUCCCAAGUCACCUACACCGUCGAUACCAGGAAUCACGCCUCAGAUUGAGGUACCAGGAACCUACAAUAAGCGGCUGAAGAUUUUGGACGUACCAUUGUCAGAACAACAACCUCUCGAGAAGCACGAUGCACUCGUACGCAGCCACAGUGAAGGUCAUCUGGAGCAUAUACAAUUCAAACGCGUCAAGCCCAAGAUAUUGCUUGUCGAUGACAACGAGGUUAACCUCAAGCUCUUGCAAACAUUCUUUGUUCGCCGCGGCUUCACGGACAUGAGGCUGGCUCGAGACGGUAAGGAAUCAGUGAAGCUCUAUGAGGAUGCAUUGCAGCAGCACAAUCCUUUCCACCUGGUAUUCAUGGACAUCAGUAUGCCGGUAUGUUUUGACGCCUCAACUCGUUUGACAAGCUUGAUUACUAAGCUCGAGACUAGGNUCAUGGAUGGUUUCGAGGCCACGAAACUCAUACGUCAGAGGGAAAUUUCGACAUCAGCAAACUCUGCCGAACCAUACCACAGUCUGAUCAUUGCUCUGACAGGCAAUGCUAGCGCAGAAGACCAGACUGACGCUUUCACGAAUGGUAUGGAUAUGUACAUGACGAAACCCGUUUCACUCAAGGAUGUUGGGGAAUUGAUGAAGGCUUGGGAGGAUAAGGCAGCAAUUUUUGGAGUGGCAGGUGCAAGAGCUGCGCUUCUUGAAGGCAAUGCAAGUGCUGAUGAAGCCUGA